GCGCGCAGGGCCCGCUCCGCGCCGCGCCGCUCGGAGGCGGAGGAAAUGAAGGCGAGUUCCGCCGAGGCGGGAGCCAUUACCCGCCGCCGCCGCCGGAGCUGAGCCCCCUCCGGGCCCGGCCCCGCCGCCGCCGCCCCCCCGCUCCCCCCCUUCCCCCCUUCGCACGCCCGGCCCGGCACAGGUGCUCUCGAGCCGGGGCGAGGGGAUGAGGUGCCCCCCUGCCGCGCCGUGUGCCGAAGCGGCUCUUUAGAUCCUCCCCGGCCCAAGCCUCCCCUGCCAUGGAUGCCUCGGGGGCUGUUGCUUCGGCUCCCUCCUCCGCGGCUCCCUCGGGCUCCCGCAGCCCCAUGUUCCCCCCAGGAGCCGACAGAGAGGAGUGGGGACCGAGGUUCAAUUGUGCCCCUUCCACCUCUGCCGCAGCCUCGCAGGCGAUGCCAGCGUCUGGCCGGAAGAGGAAGGCCAACUUCUCCAAUGACGAGACUGAGACGCUGGUCUGGAAUGUGGUCCGGCAUUUCAGCGCCCUGUACGGGUCCGAGGCCCUGCGGGCUCACCCCGUGCGGCGGAAGCAGCUCUGGACCCAAAUCCAAAGCCGCGUCAACUUCCUGGGCUACACCGAGCGCUCCAUCGACGACCUCAAGCACAAGUGGCGCGACCUGCGGCUGGACGUCAAGAAGAAGAUCACCUCCAAGAAGCACCUGCCCAUGAACCGCGCCGGCGGGCCCCUCCACAAGCCGCGCCUCACGCCCCUGGAGAAGAUGGUGGCUUCCACCUUCCUGCAGGCCAGCCACGACUCGGAGCCCGAAAUCAUCCUGGACCCAGAUCUGUUCUUCCCCGGCGCCACCAAGCAAUCCUUCAUGCACCUGCAGCCCGGCGUCAGCCACCCCAGCAUCUACAUCGACACCAACGGGCAGCCCUCGGCGCUGCCCGACGUGGAGGGCUCGGCCGCGCCGCGCCUGGCGGUGCAGAGCCCCGACCCCUCCGUCAUCUGCGAGUACAGCCGCGGCGAAGGCCAGAGCAGCUCGGCUGAGUCGGGACCGGAGCUGCGGACUCCGGACAUGUCAGCCAUUUCCCCGUCCCUGCGAAACGAGUCUCUUGUCUCCUACGCCUCCAUGUCGGAGGAGGAGGAACGGGAGGGCCGGGAGGUGGAGCGGGGCCACGGCGGGGCCACGGGGACGCAGCCGGCGCCCGAGGCCCCCACGUCUGCCGAGGAAGACAUGAAACUGUCCCGCCAGGCCAUGCUGAUCCGCCGCUGCAGCUCCCAGGGCUCCGUCACCUCGCUGCCCGAGGACCCUCUCAACCCCGUGGACGCUCCCUCGGACUGGGGCCACGAAGGGGUGUCCGAGCUGGCGCGCGGGCUCGACUCCUCGCACCCCGAGGAGCAGGCGGGGGGCCCGGAGAUGGGCGCUUUGCCCAGGGUACUGAUGGGCCCCACCUGGGAGAAGCCGCCGGCCGAGGAAGAGCCCCCGCCGCGCUCCCCGCUGCACGGCGCCCUGACCGAGGAGUCGCUGCCCUCCUCCGCCUCCCCGCCGGGCGACGCCCCCGCCGCCCCCGGCCCCCCGCGCCGCCUGGGCUGCUCCCGCCUGCGCGAGGAGCGCCGCGAGAGCUGGAGGACUAACAUCCACCACUUGCUGGACCUGGAGGAGCAGUGGGACCAGCUGUACCACCAGGAGCUGGCCAUGUGGCAAGAGGAACGAGCCACCCAGCGCGAGGAACGGGCCCGCGACCGCGAGCUGCAGUUCCGCUUGCUGGGCGUCCUGACGGACAUCCGCGACGAGCUGCGGUACCUGCGGCAGGAGCGCGCCAGCGCCCGGCAGAGCCAGGCGCCGCCGGCCGAGCCGCGGCCGGAGCCCAGCCCGCUGCUGGAGCAGCCCAAAGCCGAGCCUAACUUCCCCGAGCCCCAGGCCGGGACCGCCGGCUGGGCAGAGACCACCGUGCCCAGCCGAAGCCCCAUGGGGAACCGCGGCCGGGGGCGACGCCGGGGCCGGCCGCGCGGCUCUGCCUCCAGACACAGACGGCUCUUCCUCACCAACAGCUAGGGACGGGGGGGGACGCUGUCCCGCCAAGGACAUGCUGUGCCCGCGGCUCUCCCAGCGCCGCUGCGGCCGCGGGGAGACGCUGGUCACGGUUCGCGAGGGACGCGCGGCCACCCCGCCGGGUCACCCCGGUCCCCACGCGCACCGGGAAGGUACAAGGGGGACGCGGCGGUGACACAAGUGGCGUGUGAAGACGUGCGAGCGCCCGGGAGCGCCGCCCGUGGCCGUGUCCCCCAGCCACAGGGACACGGGUGACAGCGCUAGUCGAGUAGGAUUACUACCUUUCGGGAGGGGGGGUGGUUUGGGGAGUUAGGAACACUUAGUCGCUGCUGUGCGAACAUUUUAUGCAAAUCAUUUAAUGACCUAAUUUGCAUAUAACCAUAAACUUCUGUUUAAAAAAAAUGCCAAAAAAAUCCUUAAAAAAAAAAAAAAAAACAACAAAAACCAAACAGAAAAGCUGUUUCUGUGUGUGGACUCGGUGCUGGGGGGUCCCAGGCCAGGGGGACCCGCUGCGCCCCCACACCGUGAGCCUUCCCUUCCCGUGCCGUCCUACGGGGUCGUUUGCCAUGAGGCGUCGUUACCAAGCGUCACCCCACUCAUUUGGGGGACCCCAGGAUCAAAGCUGGGGGGGCACGGGACCUGCAGCAUCGGGCUGGAUUGUCUGGGCUCAGCCUCAGCUGCCUGCGUGGCUCUGGGGUGGGGGACGACAGGCACAGCUUGGGGACGGUGCAGUGUCCCCAAGGAGUGUGCAGGGUCCCCAAGGCGUGUGCAGGGUCCCCAAGGACUGCACAGUAUCCCCUGGGAACAUGCAGGGACCCCAAAGGGUGCACAGUGU
Columba livia (rock pigeon) is the source of this 2865-nucleotide messenger RNA. RefSeq names its product myb-related transcription factor, partner of profilin-like. Lineage: Eukaryota; Metazoa; Chordata; Aves; Columbiformes; Columbidae. The coding region runs from base 279 to 2033 and encodes 584 amino acids. The record is from RefSeq and is a predicted model, not a curated record. The transcript is spliced from 4 exons.